Molecule: messenger RNA, 3814 nt
Organism: Phalaenopsis equestris
Lineage: Eukaryota; Viridiplantae; Streptophyta; Magnoliopsida; Asparagales; Orchidaceae
Exons: 2
Coding region: 251-3403 (1050 amino acids)
Source: RefSeq, a predicted model, not a curated record
CAAUGGGACGGACUGCGUACAAGCAUAUCCGUCGCCCGACCUGGCCCGCCGCUUCUAUCUUUGCCCCAUUUCGGCUCUCCUGAUCUGGUUCUAGGGUUUCUUCUGCUCGUUUAGGUACACGACUUCUAAGGGUUUUCGAAGUCGUCGGAGGCCUUUUUUUUGGUUAGUGUUAUGCAAAUCUGCACUCCAAAUUCGAUACCCGUAGCUUAUCUUUCAGGUUUCGGUUUCUUUACUGUCCAUCGUUGCUAUUAUGAUAUCUGUCAUGGAAGGUUUUGAGAUCGAGUCGAAAUCUAUCCUGUCCGUGGCCGCUACAGCUGAUCGCUCUUUGUUUGUGAUGGAGAAUCCGCAUGAAGGAGGUAAGUUUAGCGAUGAUGGUUGCAGUGGUGUUUCCUCUGAACCUAGGGUUUCUUCUAGGGUCGAUCUGGCAGGUAGGAUUCCAGAUCUUGAAACUAGGGCUUCUGGAUUUGUAAAGGAGGAGGAGAUGAUGGAGGCUGGCGGUGAAGAUAACGUCGUUUAUAUAGAUGGAGAUGAUAGGGUUUCUUUCGUGGAGUCAAGUAGCUGGAUGAAUGGUUUUAGAAUAGGUGACAUGGUUUGGGGCAAGGUGAAGUCCCACCCAUGGUGGCCGGGACACAUAUUCAACGUGUCCUUUGCCUCACCUUCCGUGCGAAGGAUGAGCAGGGAAGGAUUUGUCUUGGUUGCUUUCUUUGGUGACAGUAGCUACGGUUGGUUUGAUCCGGCGGAGCUCAUCCCCUUUGAGCCCCAUUUUCCUGAAAAGUCAAGGCAAACAACUUCUCGGAGCUUUGUUAAGGCUGUGGAAGAGGCUGUGGAUGAGGCUAGUCGGAGAGGUGCGCUUGCUGUGGCUUGCCGUUGCCGCAACCUUCACAAUUUCCGGCCAACUACUGUUGCUGGAUACUUUUAUGUUGAUGUUGUAGGCUAUGAACCAGGCGGUAUCUACUCCUCAAGACAAAUCAAAAAGUCAAGGGAUAGCUUAGUUCCUGUUGAGCUGCUCUCUUUCGUACAACGGUUGGCGUUAGAUGCUCCUGGAAACAAGGAUAACAGCAUUGAGUGGAUUCAGACAUUGGCACAGUUGCUGGCAUAUCGGAGGGCAGUUUUUGAGGAGUUUGAUGAGACAUAUGCCCAGGCAUUUGGUGUGGAGCCUGUGCGCCCCUCUCCCAACAGUACUGUUGCUUUUGAUCAGACUGAUAGAUUUGCACCUCGAGGGGCUCAGCUCAGCGGCCCGCUGGUGGUUGCAGAGUCCUUGGGUGAUCGAAGAAGCACGACGAGGCAGGCCCCCCACAAACCUACUAAUUCUGCCAAGAAGAACAAAUACGUGCUCAGAAGGCGCGACGAUCUCCCCACCAUCUCCGCAGCAGCCGCCGCCACCGCCGCUGCCAGCAGCUCCAUCCCGGACCUUCCUUCCUCAUCCCAACUCCUCCAUCAUGGCUUCUUCCCUUCCUUACCGGACUCAACCGGUCCGCUCGCCUCAGCCAUGGAUGCCGAUUAUGUGCUGCGGAAGAGAGAGGACCUUCCUCCGCCGUCUUAUGCGGUCACUGAUCUCCAGUCGACAACGGAGGCAGCUAUUCCCCCUGGUUAUCCGCAGAAAUCAGAACCAUUUGAAAUUAAGAACGAGGGGGGAUUAUUGUCCGAGUCCAUUGUGCAUCCUAUUCCUACGGAGAGCUCUCAGAAUGUUGUUGAUGGCCAGCAACAGAUGCCCCCUCUUCAGGCGCGUGAUGAUGGCGUUGCUAUUGUGAAGAAGGAGGUGAUGCUCAAGCGACCACGGGAGGACCUCAAUGAGAGAGGCGAGGUAAAGAAGAAGAAGAAGAAGAAGAAGUAUGGUAUUGAUGCCGACCAAUCUCCAGCUUCCUUGGAUGCAGAUCAACGCAGGUUAGUAACAGGCAGGUCGAUAGGAAUCGUUGAUCUUCUUCCCCAGGACGACGACAUCAAUAUGGAACUCCCUCCCUGGCUGGAUUUAAGUUCGCUGCAAUUCCCCCAACUCAUCAGUGACCUCUCCUCCGUCGCUCUUGAUCCAUUCUAUGCCGUCGAGCGCGAUGCUCCCGCCAUUGUUCGCCAUGUUUUUCUCCGGUUCCGCUCGCUGGUAUAUCAGAAGAGUCUUACCCUCUCUCCUUCCAUGGAAACAUCUGCUCCUUCUCAACCAUCAUCUGUAGGCAGAGAGGGGAGGGAGCAUGCAGAAUCAUCUUCCUUAUCUAAGCCAACGAAACCAGUUUCAAGAUUAGGGGAAGCAACUAAGGCCAGCCGCAAACGCGAUCCCUCUGAUCGUCAGGAGGAGUUGUGGGUGAAGAAGAUGGACAAGAUGAACCAGAUCAAACAACUCGCAAGCAAGAAGAAGAAGGCUGCUAUCAGCCAAAAGCCCCCCGAAAUGCAACAGCCCAAGGACCCAAAAGACAUCAAAUCCUCCGCAACCGCAACCGAAGCUUCCAGGAAGCAAGAGCGCCCUCCAUCUCCAAAGCUUCCAAGCCCAACUUUUCUAAUAAUGAAGUUCCCACCCAGAUCAACCCUUCCUUCCGUAUCAAAUCUGAAGGCCAGAUACGCUCGCUUUGGGCCUCUUGACCUCACAGGCACUCGCGUGUCUUGGAAAAACUACACAUGUAAGGUCCUUUUCAAGCACAAGUCCGAUGCGCAGUCGGCCUUAAACUUCGUCCAGAUCAAUGACAUCUUCGGCCAGGCUAAAGUCGCCUACUUUCUUAAAGAUCAUGAGGUUUCUGGCCCGGAACAGCCUCUCGAUCCUCAAAACAAACCCUCUGAUUCUUCCCGUCCUGAUAAGGACUCUCUGCAAUACCGCCAUGGUGGUACCAGUAUCCAAAAACCUUCUUUUUCCCAAGCGCAACAGAGCCAGAUUCAGCUGAAAUCCAUUCUGAAGAAGCCUGUUGGUGACGACUCGGGAUCCAACUCUGCGGUUGCAUCUAUUAGCAUCACAAGGGAGAGUCCGAGGGUGAAGUUCAUGCUUAAUGGCGAAGAUGAUCGCAGCAGCGAGCCGCCCCCACCACCUCUUCCAUCGAAGCUUGUCGCGAGCAGCAACAAUGGCAGCGGCCAAGCCCCUCCAAAAUCUACAGGGUUGUUCUCUCCCCCUCCAUCUCAACCCCUCCAAACCCCUUCCCGCGGAUUAGAGACGCAUCCUUAUCGCAUCCCACCACCAACUCCUGCACCUUCACAGAUGCUUCCUCCUCGUCCACCUCACCCACAGACGCUCCCUGCAACGCAACCUCGUGCCGCUCAUUUCCAUUUAAGCCGAGGGAUUUUGCCGCCAUUAGCGCCAUCUAAUGAACCAAGGGAGAAGAUGAUCGCCGAUAUCUCGGGUCAAAUGCUGAGCCUGCUGCUCAGGUGCAAUGAUAUUGUCGGCAAUGUGAAGUCGUCGCUGGGCUAUAAUCCGUUCCAUUCUCUGUAAGCCCGAAGCUGUUUUCCUCUUUGGUGAUCAGCGUCAUCAAGCUUCUAUGCUCCUGCGAGCUUGUGCUGGUGGAGGCAGGAUUUUUGGAUCAAUGGAAGCUCGUGUGUGGAUCAUGGAUCAGGAAGAUUGGUUUUUUAGGGGGAAAAUGGAGCAAAAUGAGGUUUUUAAGGGGGAAGAAAAUGGAACGGGUGGUGGGAUCUCUCUUGUGGUCUGGUUGAGGAGAUUUCUUGGUUGAGACCUUAAGUGUUGGCUGUUUUGCCCCCGUUUUAUUAAUAGAUGCGCGAAGCUGUUUGUUUAAUUGGAUGGGCUGAAUUGAUCAAAACUGGGUGGACCAAGAUCUCAUUUUUAUCCACGCGUUUAUUGUUUUUAUUUGGUUUAAAUUUCUAAAAAAAUAAAAGCUUUUGUAUUUCA